Enterobius vermicularis (human pinworm) is the source of this 225-nucleotide messenger RNA. The record is from the annotation of a GenBank genome assembly. NCBI's taxonomy places the organism in Eukaryota, Metazoa, Nematoda, Chromadorea, Rhabditida, Oxyuridae.
AUGCGUACUAUCAUUUAUGGUCAAGGAACAAUGGAGUUAUUGGAUAAUGGAAACAAAAAUGCUCAGGAAGAGCGGACUGGAAUAAAGAAGAUGAAGAAAGAUCGAACCAACAAGCGCAAAAUGCGUUACAAAAUUGGUGGUAUGCUUGUCUGCACGUGUACUCUUGUAAUCAGUGGUCCAACACCAUCACCAUCGUUAUCCUCGUCUUCGUCGGCAGUUAAGUAA